AUGAGCCAAGCGCCUGAUGACUCACAGCACUAUUCAGCAAAAUCCUGCCAGGAGAUAAUCGAUGAUCUGACGAAGACAAUCGACUCGGCACUUUCGACGCAUGGAGAGUCCACUUACGAGCUUAGUCUCAGCCAGGCUGGAGACCGAUUCCAGAAGAGAUACGUUGCCGACUCGUGUCCGAGGGCGGCUCUGAGUGAUUUUGAAUAUGGCUCGACCCUGGGUGCGGGAUCCUUCGGAGCAGUCUAUCUAGCUCGAUACAAGGACGGAACAAUAUGUGCUCUCAAGCACCAAAAAUUGAAAUGGGCUGUGAAGGAAAGGAAGAUCACAUACGCCCUGAAGUCGCCUUUCAUCGUGGAAGCGCUUUACGCUUUCCAGAAGGAUGACAUAUACUACAUCGCUUAUGAACUCGCGUCGUGGGGGGAUCUAUCACAGCAUAGGAAGGUGAUACGCGCCUCGGGGUCCGAAGAGCUCUUGAAGCUCAUAUCCGCGCAGCUCGUCCUGGCGUUGGAGUAUAUGCAGCACUGUCAAGUCGCGCACCAAGAUCUGAAAUCUAAUAACGUCGGUCUGUUCGCCGACGGUUACGUGAAAAUAUUGGAUUUCGGUCUUGGUGAAGCACUCGCGGCACCGAAACCGGUCUUCAGAAUGCAAGGCAAGAAGAAAAGGUUUGCGCCGGAAAAAGUUAAAGCGUUAUUGGUUUCGGCUCAUUUCACGGACUGGUGGAAUCUGGGAUCGCUGAUCAACGACCUGUUGCCUUCGCCUGAACACAUUGUGCGAAUAGAGUUCGGCAAAUCUGCUCACGAAGCUGAUCUAUCCCAUCUCCGGUACCCGAAGCCUGCUGGUGAGCAUUUGACCGACCUCUUGGUUGGAUUGCAGAAAGUGAAAGUGACUGAGAGACUCGGCGCGAUGAAAGAUGGAGCUAAAGAUGUAAAGAACCACCCCUGGUUCAGUGACGUGAAUUUCAUCCAUCUUUACUACAAGACGAUUCCGAUGCUCGAGAAAUACCCGGAAGAUAUGGAAUGGGUCGACGUUGCUUCCGGAGCGGUAUUCACCAAAGACUUGCCGAAGCUGAUGUUUACAUCUCGCGGGACAUGCGAAACGCAUCCCGCACCGGAGACAUGA
Molecule: messenger RNA, 1119 nt
Organism: Galendromus occidentalis (western predatory mite)
Lineage: Eukaryota; Metazoa; Arthropoda; Arachnida; Mesostigmata; Phytoseiidae
Product: cAMP-dependent protein kinase catalytic subunit 1-like
Exons: 1
Coding region: 1-1119 (372 amino acids)
Biological process (GO): peptidyl-serine phosphorylation; intracellular signal transduction
Molecular function (GO): protein serine/threonine kinase activity; ATP binding
Source: RefSeq, a predicted model, not a curated record